Rotaria socialis is the source of this 291-nucleotide messenger RNA. The record is from the annotation of a GenBank genome assembly. Lineage: Eukaryota; Metazoa; Rotifera; Eurotatoria; Philodinida; Philodinidae.
AUGGCGCAGCGGGUUGCGCCCGAUUGUGGGAGUGCUGCACCUCAGUACGAAAAAUUAGGAACACAUCAUUUUAUAAACCAUCAACCGUCAUCAAUUUCUACUGUCUAUGCUGACGCUAAUGGUGUAUUAUUUGGGGAUGAUGCUCAGCCGGGCUUGCAGUAUAAUGGAAUGGCAAAUCAUUCUGAUCCUUGGAAAAUUAUACAGAAAAUGAGUGAUGAUAAUAGAGUCCUUAUUGAACAAAUCACUCGGCUUACGACUCAAAUUACACAUUUACAAUCCAUAGUUUACUAA